Linum tenue is the source of this 1365-nucleotide messenger RNA. Lineage: Eukaryota; Viridiplantae; Streptophyta; Magnoliopsida; Malpighiales; Linaceae. The record is from the annotation of a GenBank genome assembly.
UUGAGGAAUGUGGCGGUGCCGGCUCGGAGCUCGGUGGUGAAGCAGCCAUCAUCACGCGAUGAACCGGCAGUUCCACCGCUGCUUCUCCUCCACCAGCACGAUGUUCCUGUGGGCGCUCUUCUUGAUCGCCCUGACGGCGUCGUACCUCAACUUCCAGAGCUUCGUCGAUUCCGGGAGCAAGUACUUCACCGCCUCGUGGGGCGGGGUCCAGUGGGAGAAGCAGGUGCGCAAUUCGGCCCAGAUCCACCGCGGCAGCGGGAUGUCGGUGCUGGUCACCGCGCGGCCGGGUUCGUCGGGAGCCACGUCUCCCUCGCGCUUAAGAAGCGCGGCGACGGUGUCGUCGGGAUCGACAACUUCAACCACUACUACGACCCGUCCCUGAAGAAGGCGCGGAGAUCGAUGCUGGCGGAGCACGGGAUCUUCGUCGUCGCCGGCGACAUCAACGACGGGAAGCUCCUCGCGAAGCUGUUCGACGUUGUGGGUUUCACCCACGUGAUGCAUCUCGCGGCGCAGGCAGGGGUCCGGUACGCGAUGGAGAAUCCCAAUUCGUACAUCCACUCCAACAUCGCCGGAUUGGUCACCCUCCUCGAGAUCUGCAAAUUGGCGGAAACCCAGCCGGCGGUGGUCUGGGCGUCGUCGAGCUCCGUCUACGGGCUCAACGAGAAAUCCCCCUUCUCCGAAUCGGACCGGACCGACCAGCCGGCGAGCCUCUACGCGGCGACGAAGAAGGCAGGAGAGGAAAUCACCCACACCUACAAUCACAUCUACGGCCUCUCCAUCACCGGAUUGAGAUUCUUCACGGUGUACGGUCCCUGGGGCCGACCCGACAUGGCGUACUUCUCCUUCACCAAGAACAUUUUGCAGGGGAAGCCGAUUACCGUCUACCGGGGCAAGAAUCGGGUCGAUUUGGCCCGGGAUUUCACCUACAUCGACGACGUCGUGAAGGGGUGUUUGGGCUCGCUGGACACCGCCGGGAGGAGUACCGGGUCGGGCGGGAAGAAGACGGGUCCGGCGCCGUACCGGAUCUUCAACCUCGGGAACACGUCGCCGGUGACGGUGCCGACGCUGGUGAGCAUACUGGAGAGGCAUCUGAAGGUGAAGGCGAAGAAGAAGGUGGUGGAGAUUAAUGGAAAAAACCCUAAAUUGGGUUGGGGAGGAAGGAGGAAGAAGGGUUGGGUAGGGUUGGGUGAUGGGUUGGGUUGGGUUGGGUUGGUUUUAAUGAGGUGGCGGGUUAUAAUGACGUGGCGGGUCGGGUUUUAUUUUUGUUGGGUUAAUAUCCGGCUGAUUAGGCAAUUCUGUUUGCCACAUCAGCACUUAACGGACUUCAUUAACGGAGUUGGACGGAGACUAACGGCGAGUGACUAA